CACCCUACCUCAUACGCCCAGACAGGAAAUGUGCAACCUCGAGCGAAGACCUGACGACAGAAAGGUCCCACAUCUGGAACGUUCGGGUUGGCAACCAACCAGAAGCUUCCUCUUUUGCUAAGUGAAGGAGGCGGAGGGCUGUAAAAAAUCCGCUUGUUUGUUCUGGCUUGACGUAAAAGAAUUUGCUUCGCCGCAAGGGCUGCUGGGAGAAUGGCCGCUGCGGGUCUGGCGUUGCUCGUGGCCGCCUGCGUCCUGUCGGCUCAUCGGACGCGCGCGCGCAACGACGCUCCCUGCCAGCGAUCCCAAUGGAACAACGGCUAUAACACGUUCGUCAAGCGCCACAUUCGCUCGGGGCUGCCCGCCUCUCUGGAUGUGAACGAGUGGAGGAACUACAUCAAGAACAACGGCGGCUGCGACAGACCCACCCAAUCCUUCCUGGACCCGAAAGACCUGGACAGGGUUAGGGCCGUGUGCUCCAGCGCAGGCGGCAAGACCUUCAAGGAGAACCUGUGCAUCAGCCAAGAGCCUUUCUCCUUCGUCACGGUGAGGAGCGAACAGGGCACUUGCGGGAUCAGGAACGUCGUCCGGGAAAGCAAACAUCUGAUUCUGGCCUGUGAGGUGCUGGAAAACCAGUGCGUGCCGGUCCAUUUUGAGGGAAACCCCAAAAGCGCCAAGCCCAGCAACAAUGCCAGAGGGUGCCGGGAUCCCGACACGAAAGGGCACGCCCCGAACCUGAAAGCAACAUGGCCGUGGUUGCUGUCGGCCAUGUUCGUCGUGGUGUGCCUGAUUUGACCAAUGGGAUGAAUCGCUGAAGAUUUUGAUGGUUUUAUUCACAUUUAGGACUGCCCCUUCAGCUGCUUUGAACUUUUUUUUAAUCAUUAACUUCUCCGCUAAAAGUAAUAGCUCAUUAGCAACGUGACAAGAGUUUCCAAAAAUGCCGAACACCGUUUCUUCAACUCGUGUACAAGGAAGCAAGAAUUGUGACACUCCUAUGAUUGGUUGUGGGAAAAAAAGCAGUAUUUUGUUUUUUGUUUGUUUUUGUUUUUAAUGUAGUUAAAAAUUCACCUUAAUAAGUUUUCAGAACAGUUUUUAAAGAUUAACUGCAAAUGUAUUGUUUGGAAAAAGUUGAAUACUACUCAACUGGAUAGGCAGUGAUUAUUUCAUGGACCACCAGAGGGAGCUCACGUACCAUUAGUGGAACUAAUACUACACCGUGAGACUCACUGGUCUGGAGACAAUCUGGUUUAAAAAAAAUCGAUUUCUCAACAGAUCUCUUUGACCGUUUUGUUUUGUUUGCAAAUUAGGGACGCCCUUUUACUUCAAAAUAUCCCCUCAGGAAGGUGCUGCGGGCUGAAGUUCGAAGCUUCUCCAAAGUUGACACGGCCAAGUUUCCGGGAUGUUGCAAACAAACAUUACUGGUGAGAAUAGAAGUAGAACAGAUCAUGAUCUUCCUGAUUUGACUUGUCAUGGAAAAUUGGAAACCCUAUUGAAAUGCUCCUUUUUAAUUUUUUUAUUAUUAUUUUUUGGGGGGGAAACCACUUGUCCCGUGGCUAAUCUUUUCAAUGACAUGCAUGUAUCAUUUUGUUCGUGUGCUUUUUAGAUGCAAAGGUUCAUUCACAUCAUAUGAAUUGAUGUCUUUAACGGAAUGACAAAUAAAAAGGGAACUUGGGCUUAAA
Molecule: messenger RNA, 1676 nt
Organism: Hippocampus zosterae (dwarf seahorse)
Lineage: Eukaryota; Metazoa; Chordata; Actinopteri; Syngnathiformes; Syngnathidae
Exons: 2
Coding region: 211-792 (193 amino acids)
Source: RefSeq, a predicted model, not a curated record